Messenger RNA from Gadus chalcogrammus (walleye pollock), 1755 nucleotides. RefSeq names its product proline/arginine-rich end leucine-rich repeat protein (gene prelp). Bases 98 to 1234 code for a protein of 378 amino acids. The transcript is spliced from 7 exons. Gene Ontology annotation, molecular function: protein binding. Lineage: Eukaryota; Metazoa; Chordata; Actinopteri; Gadiformes; Gadidae. The record is from RefSeq and is a predicted model, not a curated record.
GGGAGGGUUAGGGAAAAGGGUGAGGGAGGCAUAGAGUAGAAAAUACGCAGAACUUAUUACUUGACAAAAGAGGGCAGGUACAAGAGGCAGGAGCAACAUGAGGGCUGUUGUGGGACUCUGGUCCGCUUUGACCCUCUUCCUCUUGAUGGAGGCCGUGAUCGCCCAGAGGAGCCCGGGCAGGAAGCCCACCAGGAAACCCCAAAGAAAACCGCUGGAUAGGAAAGCCACCACCAUGCCGGGCAUCCCUGAACCCCAGGAGCCCACAGACUUCCCGCCGCCCAUCUUUGGCCCCCCCUCCAUCUUCCCCGACUGCCCCCGCGAGUGCUCCUGCGACCCGUCCCACCCCAGCGCCCUCAACUGCGAGAACCGCAACCUCCGCAAGGUCCCGGUCAUCCCGGCCCGCAUCCACUACUUAUACCUGCAGAACAACUACAUCUCAGAGGUGACGGCCGAGGCCUUCGCCAACGCCACCGAGCUGCGCUGGGUCAACAUGGCCAACAACCGCAUCCAGCGGGUGGACAAAGAGGUGUUUGCGAAGAUCCCGUCCCUGAUAUACCUGUACCUGCAGAAGAACCAGCUGAAGCAGGUCCCGUCCGCGCUGCCGGUUGGCCUGGAGCAGCUAAGGCUGGGCAGGAACCGCAUCACCAGGAUCCCGCCCGGGGCCUUCCAGAAGAUGGAGCGCCUGGUGUUGCUGGACCUGUAUAGCAACCAGCUGAGUGACAGCGGCUUGGGGAAAAACACUUUCAAGGGCCUGAGCCACCUGAUCCAACUGAACCUGGCGCGGAAUGUCCUCAAGAAGAUGCCCGCCGGUGUCCCGGCCAGCGUCAUUCAGCUGUUCCUCGACAGGAACAGCAUCGAAGACAUCCCGAAAGACUACUUUGAGAGCCUGGUUCAUCUGGCGUUUGUGCGGCUCAACUACAACCAGCUGAGCGACAGGGGCGUUCCCAAGGCCGUGUUCAACGUGUCCACACUGGUAGACCUGCAGCUGUCCCACAACCAGCUCGCCUCAAUCCCGCUUUUCAACGCCCACCUGGAGCACCUGCACCUCGACCACAACAGCAUCGAGAGUAUCAACGGCACCCGGAUCUGCCCACAGAGCCCAACGUCCGACUACGGUGACAUCACCCUCGUGCCCAAACUGAGGUACCUUCGUCUGGACGGGAACCAUCUCAGCCCGCCGCUGCCCAUGGACGUAGCCAUGUGUUUCAGACACCUUCACUCCAUCGUCAUCUAACAUCUGGCAAGGGGGGGAGGGACGCACACACACACUCACACUCACACACGUGCACGUAAAAAGAAAAAAAGGAAACACACACACACACAUGUAUGCACAUGGACACAUGGAGAAAACAUACACACACCCACGCACCGAUGUGAUCCCAUACAGACACACACACAGACACACACACACACACACACGCGCGCGCACACACACACACACACACACACACACACACACACACACACACACACACACACACACACACACACACACACACACACACACACACACACACACACACACACACACACACACACACACACAGACACACACACGCACACACACACACACAUACACAUGUGCACAAGUACACACACUGGCAUACAUGCGUACACAUCGACACACAGAACAGAAUGAAAUGGUGCAAAUGGUGCUCUCAGAAACAAACCAGUAAGAUACACUCCUAUAUAUAUAUAUAUAUAUAUAUAUAUAUAUAUAUAUAUAUAGUGGAGCUAUUGUCCAGUCUGAGGGAC